AUGUAUGGAGAUAUCCAAGUAAGUAAUAUGAAUACAUCUAAUCACAAAACUACUUAUUAUGCUGCAUAUAUCAUUACAGGUCCAACAGAAACAGGAAUUAUUAAUUUCACAACAGCAUCAAAUUCAUCAUCUACAGAAGUUGGUUCACUAUUCAAUAAUGAUUGUAAUAUUACAAAAUGUAAUUAUUUAAACAAUGAAUUUACAGGAAAUUAUUAUUCAAUAAUUUAUUGUUCUGAUCAUUCAACUACAUUUUUAAGUUGUUCAUUCAUAGGAAAUAAAGGAAACUAUUUAUUUUAUCCAAGACCAAAUAUUGUUGAUAAUUGUUACUUUAAUGAAAACAAUGUAACUCAAACUGUAAAUGGUGAUCCAAUUAGAUAUGAAUUAAUUCAACCAUUAGAUUCAUUUAUAUCUCAUUAUUCGACGUAUUAUUGUCCUGCUGCAAAUUUAGGAAAAAAUAAAAAAGAUUCACGUAAAAAAUUUAAAGAAGAUGAAUUAGAUUUGAAAGACAUCAAAAUUAUUAUUAACAAAGUUUAUAAAACUUCAUUUGUUGAAGCAGUAAAUUUCUCUAGUUUAACAUAA
Molecule: messenger RNA, 579 nt
Organism: Trichomonas vaginalis G3
Lineage: Eukaryota; Parabasalia; Trichomonadida; Trichomonadidae
Exons: 1
Coding region: 1-579 (192 amino acids)
Source: RefSeq, a predicted model, not a curated record